This is a messenger RNA of Ipomoea nil (Japanese morning glory), 1015 nucleotides long. RefSeq lists its product as uncharacterized. The transcript has 9 exons. The record is from RefSeq and is a predicted model, not a curated record. NCBI's taxonomy places the organism in Eukaryota, Viridiplantae, Streptophyta, Magnoliopsida, Solanales, Convolvulaceae. Bases 147 to 812 code for a protein of 221 amino acids.
AAAUAAAAGAAGGGGAAAAAAAACGAAAAAAAGAAGAACGAACGUUUCUCUGAAGAAUCGUCGAUCGGCUAGGCUACGAUUAAAAUCCAACAUUGGCAGUUGGAAUUGGACGACUGAAGAAGAAGUUGAUUCGAGCGUAGGGGAAUAUGGGGAGAAAUUGCAGGAUUGUUUCUGUGAUUCUCUCACUUCUGCUACUUUCCAUGGCUCCGGAAUCUCUCGCUUACAGACCCGGCGACAUCGUACCCAUGAGCAAAAUGGGUCAAUACCAUUCUUCGAGGACUGUUUGGCACGAUAUGAUAGGAAAGCACUGUCCAAUGUUUGCCGUUAAUCGCGAGGCCUUGAUUCCAAUCCCAAAGCCGACUGGUUACACUGGAGCUGAUCCUUAUAAACUGUCCUUCCAAGUUGGAAGAGAGAAAUUUUUUGUUCCAUGGUUACUCGUGGUUAACCGAAAGAGUACUGAAGUCCCACUGAUUGAUAUGCAUUUGAGGUACUCAGGGGGUGAUUUUCUUGGUGUCACUGCUAAAGUAAUUGAUAUGCCUCACAGCUAUGUUGAAUUUCAUCCUGACAUCGGUAAACAAUUUUGGGAUCCACAACAUUGGCCAAAACAUGUGCUUGUCAGAUAUACAUGGGAAGAGCAGUCGGAGAUAGAUGUUGCUUCUGGAUUUUAUGUUCUUUUUGGAUCAGGGUUGAUGCUGACAUUUAUUCUCUCAAUCUAUGUUUUGCAAUCUUCUCGGGAUAAAUUAGCAAGAUUUGUAAAAGAGACCGUCGUCGAAAGCAGUGCGCCUGGCGGAGGAAUGGCAAAAGUUGAGUGAUGGAAUUUUCAAAGUUCUCAAAGUCACAUUUUCACCAACAUAUAUUCAGGAGAGGUUGCACUCACAAACUUGUACCUUUAGAAUUUUGUUCAGUUUGGAUUGUCGUUUUAAACUGUGUUGUAGGGUUUUCGGAACGGGGAAAGAAUUUUAUAAUAAAACUUACUCCAUAUAGAUUUAAAAAAAAUUAGGGAAAACUUGUAGUA